Colletotrichum spaethianum is the source of this 1668-nucleotide messenger RNA. RefSeq lists its product as uncharacterized. The transcript has 2 exons. NCBI's taxonomy places the organism in Eukaryota, Fungi, Ascomycota, Sordariomycetes, Glomerellales, Glomerellaceae. The record is from RefSeq and is a predicted model, not a curated record. Bases 1 to 1668 code for a protein of 555 amino acids.
AUGGAGUCGCUUCCCCGUGAGUUGAUCGAUGCUAUCCUCAAGCAAUGCGUCGCCUUGGGACCCCGAAAUCAUAUUCUGGACCUGCGCCUCGUUUGCAGGGCCUUCGACCGCUUUCUCAAACCCUACGCAUGCCGGACCCUUGCGCUCGAGUUCAGCCGUCUAAGCAAGAACAGCCGCCGCCGGCAACCUGAUGUCGACUCCCUCCAGACGAUCGGAUACCACUGCAAGUCCAUGUAUAUUGACCUGAUGGUCCUUCGCGAUGAAUUGGAAGUUGAAUUUCUGUCCACCAUAUUCGACAGCAUCCCCUCCAUGAAGCAGUUCGUCCAGACUCUACAGCGCGAAUACUGCAUGUCUCCGGCCUCCUUUACAACGCUAGAUUAUCGGCAAACGCUCGAAACGAUACUCUUCAACUGCCAGUUCGUCUCCUCUCUUCGCCUCAACCUACCUUUCCAGCUCGUUGGUCACCGCUGCAAUGCCGCGACGAUGAUCCUCGCGAAUACCUUUUCCGCCUUCUCUCGCCGCCCGGAGGACUCUCUGUCACUGAAGACGCUCGUUCUCGAAAAUGUCUCCGACCAAGCCAUUGUCGAUCUCUGGACCAACCCCUCCGACGUCCUCGCCAUCAUGCGCGCCAUCCUCCAUCUCGACCACAUGGUGCUCUCCUUCCGUCGCCAUGAGGUCGAUCCGCCCCGCGUGUCCUUCUACGGCACGUGUCUAUGGGAUCUCAUACACAAUGCGGAUGUCCUGAAAACACUAUGCCUAUCUGGUACCGACGACGACCGUCCACCACGAGGCCUGAAGCAAACAAAAGCAUGGAACAUGACUCUGGACGAGUGGCGGGCCCGCGCGCUGCCUCCCCCGCCAGUUACACUGGCCUUCCUGACGGCCCUCGAAUUGAAGCGCGUCGAGAUCACCCCGUUUUUCCUACGCUGCGCCGCUCGCAAUUUCGGCGUGACCUUACGCGAGCUGUAUCUAAACGAGGUCUAUCUCAAAGCCGAGCAAGGGCAAAAUCUCAAUGAAGACUCGAAGCAGAUUCUCUGGAUUGGCCUACCGAACCAGCGCCCUGGCCUUCACGACGACUGGAUGGCUAUGAUUGUGCGCGAAUCUUGUCCCAAGCUCGAAAUUUGCAGAGCCUCCUUCCUAGGCUACGACCUCUACACCCGUGACGACUUGCCGCCCUCGCCCGCCCCAUCGUCCCCAGACUUCGAUUUUAUUGAUCCCUGCGGGCUGGGCCGCUCGAUCGCGCAACGCUUUGUCGAGGUCGCCCUUGGCUACCACCAGCCGCCACAGUCCGACGGCAGCCCCGUAUGCUACCUCCCGGUACUGGAAUCCAACGACUACCUCCUUACCCAGAUGCGACCCCGCACCCGUGCGCUGCGGGUCACGGAGUACGACGUGAACGCCUACCAAACAGCCGUACGCAAUGGCACCAGCAGUUGGCAGCGCAGCAUCGAUGGCGUGUUUCCGAAUUGCAACAGCGGUACGCUAGAGGAACUUCAUUACAUCGCCGAAACGGCGUGUCAGGGCAUGAACGAAAUUCAGCGGCAGCGUAACGAGCACAUGGGCCAGGGAGAUGAGGGCGGCGGUGGGGAGGCCGGCAAUGGCGCCAACGGUGGUGGUGGUGGAAACUUGGCGGAAAACCUCCUGAAUUUGAACUUUGCAGAGGAGUGA